AUGCCCGCUCCCGUCCCCAAUUCCACCACCCCCUUCUGGCGCACCCAUCCCCAUCCUCUCGACCGCCACCGCAGUACCCCAGACCUCCCUGCUGAAUGCGACAUCCUCAUAAUUGGAGCCGGCUUCGCAGGCGCAGCCUUAGCACAUUUCCUCUACAAGGACAACCCCUCGCCGCCAUCAGUGGUCAUUCUUGAAGCACGAGAAGCAUGCUCUGGAGCUACCGGUCGAAAUGGCGGACAUCUCAAACCAGACGUCUACCUUAACCUCCCCAAGCAUAUCAAAGAGUAUGGUGUCAAGGCCGCAGUAGAGGUAGCCAAGUUCGAAGCCUCUCAAGUCCACGCCGUAAAGGAGCUAGUCGAGACUGAGAACAUCGACUGCGACUUCGUCCUCACCCGCGCGUGCGACGCAACCCUGGACGAGGAACUAGCAAAAGAGAUUGAGACCGCGUAUGCAGAGCUAGUCAAGUCAGGUGUUGCUGAUCUGAAAGAUGUACAAUUUACGCCGCGCAAGGAUGCUGAGCGAGUAUCCGGCGUCAAAGGCGCCCUUAACUGCUUCACCUUCACAGCAGGCCACAUUUGGCCGUACAAGAUGGUAAUGCAUCUCCUCCAAGGUGUUGUGAACCGAGGCGCGAAUCUCCAAACCAUGACUCCUGUUACUUCUAUCGAUGAGAACCCUCUACCCGAUGGUCGCUGGGUAGUACGAACCGAAAGGGGGAAUAUAAAAGCGAAGAAAAUUCUUCUUGCGACGAACGCAUACACAUCUCAUUUGGCCCCGCAGUUCAAGAACCACAUUGUCCCGGUGCGCGGGAUAUGCAGUCGCAUCGUUGUACCAGAGGGCAAGGUGGCGCCGUUCCUACCCCAAACAUAUAGUAUCCGGUAUGGGCCGUCCAUGUACGAUUACUUGAUCCCCAGACCAGACGGGAGUAUCAUUGUUGGUGGGGCCAAGACAAAAUUCUGGACGGAUACGAAGCACUGGUAUGAUGUUGUGGAUGAUGGGAAGUUGAUUGAGCCCGCCAAGACGUACUUUGACGGGUUGAUGCAGAGACACUUUGUUGGCUGGGAGGGGAGUGAGGCACACACGGAUCGCGUGUGGACGGGGAUUAUGGGGUAUAGUUCGGACUUCAUGCCAUAUGUGGGUGAGGUGCCUGGGAAGCCGAAUCAAACUGUUAUGGCGGGCUUCUCUGGACAUGGCAUGCCGCUGAUUCUGCUUUGCGCGAAAGCGGUUGCGCGCAUGGUGAGGGAGAAUGUUGCGUUUGAGGAAACUGAUGUACCAUCGGUCUUUCGGGUGACGAAGGAGAGAUUGGAGAGUACUAAGAAUGAGAUUUUGGAGGGGUUAGAGAAGGAGCAUUUCUCGAGUAAGCUGGUGUGA
This is a messenger RNA of Aspergillus costaricaensis CBS 115574, 1368 nucleotides long. RefSeq names its product NAD(P)/FAD-dependent oxidoreductase. The record is from RefSeq and is a predicted model, not a curated record. Lineage: Eukaryota; Fungi; Ascomycota; Eurotiomycetes; Eurotiales; Aspergillaceae. Gene Ontology annotation, molecular function: oxidoreductase activity. Gene Ontology annotation, cellular component: cytoplasm. The transcript has 5 exons. The coding region runs from base 1 to 1368 and encodes 455 amino acids.